AUGAGAAGCGUGAUGGUAACAGUAAAAUUUCCUUUAUCAACAGGAGAUGAUGAAUCUAAUAAUAACACAAUUACAAACGACAAAGCACCGUCACCAGCACAUAAACGUGACAAACCGAUGAGAUCAACAUCAACAACCGAAACUGAUUUAGCUGUUGACCAAUUGCAUGCAUCUGAAAAAUUGAUUGCUGAAUUAAAUGAAACUUGGGAGCAGAAAUUGAAGCGAACUGAAGAGAUUCGUCAACAAAGAGAAGCAGUUUUCGCUGAAAUGGGUGUUGCUGUUAAGCCUGACGGAAUAACAGUUGGUGUGUUCAGUCCCAAACAAACACCACAUUUAAUUAAUCUCAAUGAAGAUCCGACACUUUCUGAAUGUUUGUUGUAUUACAUUAAAGAUGGUGUCACAAAACUUGGCACAUCGGAAGCUGAACUUCCACAAGACAUUCAACUGUCUGGAUCUCAUAUAUUGAAAGAACAUUGUGAAUUUCAUAACGAUAAUGGUGUCGUAAGUGUCAUCACAAAGCCUGAUGCUUUGAUUUACAUUAAUGGAAGGAAAAUUGUUGAACCUGAAGUGUUGACAACCGGAUCUCGUGUCAUUCUCGGCCGAAAUCAUGUUUUCCGCUUCCAACACCCACAACAAGCUCGAGAGAAACGUGAAAGGAAAAUUUCAGAAAAUCCAAACGAACAAACACUCGAUGACGGCAGUGGUGAUGAAGUUGUGGAUUGGAAUUUUGCUCAAUGUGAGUUAUUGGAAAAGCAGGGAAUUGAUUUGAAGGCAGAAAUGAAGAAACGCUUGAUUGCACUAGAAGCGCAAUUUAAGCGUGAAAAGGAAGAAGCUGAUCAACAAUUUGAAGAACAAAGAAAGACUUACGAAGCUCGCAUUGAUGCAUUGCAAAAGCAAGUUGAAGAACAAUCAAUGACAAUGUCGAUGUACAGCAACAUGACAUCAGGAACUGAUAUGGACUUCAGUUUAGCGAGAAUACUCGACGAUGGCUAUGAAGAUGAAGAGAACAGUAUUUACGAGAAUCCACUUUGUGAAUCGUGGACUAAUCGUCAACUUGAUUUAGCUUCGUGGGUGUUUAAGAAGUGGAAGAAUCAUCAAUUUACGUCAAUUCGUGAUGGGUUGUGGGGCAAUGCAAUUUAUUUAAAAGAAGCAAACGCCAUUUCAGUUGAGUUGAAGAAAAAUGUUCAAUUUCAAUUUACUUUGUUAUCGGAUACACUUUACACUCCCCUUCCGAAUGAAUUGAAAGAGAAAUCAAAUGAUGAUGAGUUGACACCAGCACGAACUGUCGUUGCUGUUGAAGUCAACGAUCAAAAGAAUGGAGCGAUUCAUUAUUGGUCACUUGGAAAGUUGAAGCAACGUCUUGAAUUGAUGCGUGAAUUGUAUCAUAGUGAUGGUGUUGAUUCAUAUGAUUACAAUGUUGAAUCAUUGAUUGGAUACGAUCCUUUUUAUGACCGCUUUCCAUGGUUUCGUGUCAUUGGACGUUCAUUUAAUGGAAAUGAAGGUGUUGGCGGUGAUGAAGAGAAAUUGAAAGCAACACAAGAUGAUGACGCACUUGGUGAACAUUUGAAGCUUGGAAAUGAAUUUAAAUUCAGGAUUAUUGUGUUACAAGCUUACGAUGUUCCAAUCGAAUACACCGACAUUUUCUGUCAAUUUAAUUUCCUUCACAAUGGAGGCGAAGAAGAAACAUUCUCAACUGAACCGAUAAAGAAUAAACAUGACAAACCUAUUGGCUUUUAUCACAUUCAAAAUUUGACAGUGAAGAUUACAAAGAAGUUUAUCGAUUACAUUAAAAGUCAGCCGAUUUCAUUCAAGAUUUAUGGACAUUAUAAUGGAAAUGUUACGAAGAACAUCAAACAGAAUACUCGUGCACCACCAAAACGAUUACGACAACUUCCAAGCAUCACAAUGAGUCAACCAAUUCGCAGUACAAAGUUUACACAGCUUGCGAUGUCACCAACAACUGAAAGGAAAACAUCAUCAGCGACUUCAACUACAACAGUUUUCACCAAACACGACAUUCUUGUUUGGUUUGAAAUUUGUGAACUUGCACCGAAUGGCGAAUAUUUGGCUGUUCCCGUUGAUGAAGUCAGUGGAAGUUUUCUUCUUCAUCAAGGCAUACAACGACGCAUUCGAAUCACAAUUGUUCACGAACCAACCACAGAAUUGAAAUGGAAAGAUAUUCGUGAAGUUAUUGUUGGACGUAUUCGCAACACACCAGAAUCGUUGGAUGAGUUUGAUGAUGCUGGCGCUUUAUCAUUGGGAAUCUUUCCUGGUGAAUUACUUGAAGUACGAAAUGAUGAAAGAACUUUUUAUCAAUUUGAAGCAGCUUGGGAUUCAAGCUUACACAAUUCAAACUUGUUGAAUCGUGUGACACAAAAUGGUGAAACAAUUUACGUGACAUUGUCGAGUUAUCUUGAGUUGGAGAAUUGCUUGCGACCUGUGAUUAUUACAAAGGAUCUGAGUAUGAUAAUUUAUGGACGUGACGCACGUAUCGGACCAAGAUCAUUGAAGAGUCUUUUCUCGGGAAAAUCAGGCACAACAAACAGGUCGAGUGCACUCUACGAACUCUCGCUCAAAUGUGCUAAUAAAGCUGGAAGUCCUGGAGUUCAAAGACGACAACGACGUGUUCUUGACACAAGCACAACUUACGUUCGUGGUGAAGAAAAUCUAAAGAAUUGGCGACCACGCGGUGAUUCAUUGAUCUUUGAUCAUCAAUGGGAAUUGGAAAAGUUGACACGUCUUGAGAUGGUUGAGCGUGUUCGAUAUCUGUUGUUGUUGCGUGAACGUUUGGGUCUUGACGAGCUUGUCAACAGCAAGAACGAUAAGAAUGUUAAUAAUAUGAUUGCGAGAGAUGGCGACACUACAAUUGAUGAAGAAGAUAUGUUGCCAUCAGAUGUCGAAGAUGAAGAAGAUGACGAUGAAUUGUUGGAAGAAGAACGUGAUGAUAAUGAUGAAGUCAAUGAACGUCAACGAAUGAUAAUUGAAAAGUGUUUGAAGCUUCUCAAUGGUGGUGCGUCAAUCGAUUUGAGUGCAGCAACAUCGCCAUUGACGCCAGUCUCAUCAUCAUCGUCGUCUGGUGUCUCGUCAGCUGAUGAGAACAGCAACAUGACCAUCAGUCAAUAUUCCAUUAACUCAGCAAGUACACCAUCGUUAAGUGAAAUCUCAAAUGAUUGGCAACAACAGCAACAACAGAAACAAAUCGAACAAAAAGUCAGCAACAGUAAAGUUGAUCACAUUCAAUAUUUCAUUCCCGAUUUGGAAGAGAUUCCAACGAGCUCGAUGGUGACAAGGAAAGGUUAUUUGAAUGUUUUGGAGCAUGGAUGUUCAGGAUGGAAGAAGCGAUGGAUUGUUGUACGUCGACCUUACAUUUUCAUUUACAAAUGUGACAAAGAUAACAUUGAACGUGCUGUUUUGAAUCUCACAAAUGCACAAGUUGAAUGUUCUGAAGAUCAAAUGGCGAUGAUUAAAAUUCCCAACACAUUUAGUGUUGUCACCAAAUAUCGCGGAUAUUUGCUUCAGACUUUGAAUGAAAAAGAAGUUUAUGAUUGGCUUUAUGCAAUCAAUCCAUUAUUGGCUGGAAGAAUCAGAUCUCAUUUAGCUCGUCAAAAUAUUGACAUCGCAUCAUCACCAACAAAGACAAUUUCAUGUACGACUGGAACCACAGCUCACAAAUUCAUCAAUCGACAGAAGAUUUUUAAUAUGAACAAAUGAGAUACCCUCACGAUGGAAUCUGUGUUGUUGUAUUAAAGAUGCUUUUAUCUUUUUCUUUAUUUUUCAUCAACUUUGCCGCUCCAUUUUUGCCCACCAAAUAAAAAGAAAACAAAAAACACACAAAACAGAUUUCAAAUAAAUGGCCGGCCGAGUUUGUUUCAUCUUCUUCUGAAGUUGUUUAAUGAAUGAUGAAGGUAAAAUAAUUAAUUAAUUAAUGAUAACACAUAUUCCAUCGUUUCAUUUUGAGUCAAACAAAUAGAAAAUUAUUAAGUGGAAAAACAUAUGCAAAGGAAAAAAAUUAAUCCCUAAGAUUAAAUGGAUAAUCUUUAAGAAUAAUAAUCAAAAGAAACCUGUAAGAGCAUGAUGAAUAUUAAUUAUGUAACUUUUCUCUUACUUAACUCUUUCUCCCUUCUAUGACGCCUUCAGUUUUGAUCCCGCAAAAGCUUGUGAGUUACAACUUAUAGAAAAACAAAAAUUCUUUAAAUUGAGUAAACUUUCUUCGACGAAAAACUUUAAAUACCUAUCUAAAAUAAAAAAGAAGAAAAAAAAUAUCGCGCUUUGUGACAUCAAAGAUAAUUUUUUGUGCAAAAAACAUGAAUAAUCCUAUCACUUGAAUGAUUAAAUGAAUAAAUUUUUAAGAGUAGAGAAAUGUGAAGGCAAUUUGGAUAAUCUUAAAGAUUUUAAUUCCAUAAAACGUCUCCAGAAAUGCAAGGAAAUUCUUUUUUUAAUUAAUUAGACUUGGAUUAAACCGGGAUUAAAUCAGAUUAAGAAUCGGAUUAAAAAUCUAAACUUAAUCAAGAUUAGCUAAUCCUUGGAAUUUCCAAAUUCGUGUUGAACUGUAAGAUACAAAAAACAUAUUUUUUAAUAUUAAAAUCAAAUAAUUUUCCUUUUUGUUUAAAUCAAGUCAUUAAUUUUAUUAAGUUGUAUUCAGAACAAUUCUUCCCGUCAGUUACUUAAGACAAGUUUCACUGAUAUUAAUUUAUAAACUGUCGGAAAAUUUAUUUGUAAAAGCUUCAAGUGAAUUGUUAUGAUGAACUUAAAAUAGAAAAAUAUAUUGAUUGAAUACUCAAACUUUAAGUUUCAUUCAUUUUUCUUAGUUUUGUUAGCAUGGAGACAAAAAGUUUUUUUCGAGUCUCUUUAAUAUAAAAUGAAAAGAAGAUAAAAAAAUUAAGAUAUCAAAAACAAACAACAAUAUUUAUGAUCAACCCAAAGGAAAAUUAUGAAUAAAAAUUGGAUGAAAAAUUAUUAAAUUAUGAAUUGUUGAGUCGUUAUUCAAUGAAUCUUACAGGCACAUCAAUCUUGGCGUUGUCAAUUAGAAUGCUGACGAAAAUCGGAUCAUAAAUUUGUUUGAUGAAAGCGUUUGAUUUUGGUAAGACUUUAAUUUCAACACUUUCACCCGGUUCAAUAGAGCCACAAGCUUUAAUCGCUGUUAUGUAAUGACUUUUCGUUGAAACUGCUUCAGCAUACAAUGGAUUAGCACACGUUGAUUCAAUGGUGAUAAGUUUCGGAACGUUAGGUUGGUCAUAAGUGAGACUGAAGGUGACUUGUGCUGGUGACACUCGGAAGAAUUUACUCUCGAAGCAACCAUAUUCUUCAUCUUGAUGCAUAUUCACAUCAUCUACCGAAUUAACAAUUGUUCUAUUCGUUUCACAAAAAGUCUCAAAGCUCAUGUCAGCAUCAUCUGCCAUGGAAAGCUCAGCAACACAAACUUGCGUGUCAUCCAUGUUUCUGUUGACUGUCAAUGAGAUCUCAAUGAAUCUUAUGCUGUCAAGAAGAACCGAAAUCUUCUGACGAUCAAAGUAUUCGUUAAACAAUAAGAGAUCUCGUUUGAUUUCAGUUUCGUAUGGUAAUUUAACUGGUAGAAUAUUCAAGAACUGUUCGGGAACAAAUUCUUUGUUAUGGAAAAUUCUCAAUCGUGUUGGUUCAUCAGAUGAAAUCAUACAAACUUCCCCAAUAAUCGGAACUUCAGUGUUGAGACUCAUAAUCUUUCGAAUUUCUUCUUUCGUCGCUUUGAAUUCAAUGUUGACGACUUUCGUUUCACCAGGAGCCACACGAACUUCUGUUGGUGAUGUGAAAAGUGAUCUCGAAGCAUUAAACCCGCUCCAGUUUCUCUUCGUUUCAAAGACAAACACAGCAAAGCCAGGAAUAGUUCCAGUAUUUGUCAAUCUGAUUUGUUGCACCAUUUUAGACUUCAACAUUCUCACAUCGCCCAUUGUGAUGAAUGAUUUACCCUCUGGAGGCUUCUGAAUGCCAUCAAUCUUCAUUGCACAGUGACCACCGUAAGCAUACAAUGGAAUUGACUUCAUACAUUUGCUGUUAGAAAUCAAUUCAAAAAUUAAUUGACCACGAGAUGGACCAACAUUUAUCGGAUGAAAUUUCACUUCAAAUGUUCGAGCUUCAUUGGGAAUCAUUCGGAAAUCAUCACUUGGCGUCACACUAAAUCCAUUUCCUUGAACUUUCACACGCAAUGACAAUUUUUUGUUUGAUCCAUUUUGAAUGCUGAUUGAGUUUGAUGAACUGUGGUUGAGUUUCACGCUGCUCCAUGAUAAUUUUCGACUUGAUUUCUGAAUUUUUAUUGGAAGGACGUCAUCGUGAAAUUCACUUCCAUUGCUUAAUUGUGAUGACGUUCUUUUAAGUUCACCAUGAGAAGAGAAUGGAGAUGAAUUGCCACUUGUUCUCAAAGAUCUUGCAGGUGAAGUGAAGACAUUUUCAGGUUGAAUGAGGCCAUAAUUUGGCAAUGAAAGUUUCUCUCCUGAUAAAUGCAAGGACGGUGCCGUGACAUACUCACGUGAAGAAGAAGUUUCGUCAAAAACUGGCUUUGAUUUAUUUCCUGUCUUGUUGAAACUGCUAAUGUUUGAUCUUAUGCUGUUUAAUGAUUGCGGAACUUUGAAAUGAUCUUCAUCUGGUUUUGGCUUCAACAUUGUUGCUGCAGCCGCUUGAAGUUCAUUUUGCAUGGUUGGUGAUUUAGAUCGAAAGCAUUUGUCAAGAGUGGUUUUUGGUGUUUCAUUUGACACGGAGCUUGAACGUGAUCGUCGCUUAAGACCACGAUUUGUGAUGGCAUUUUCAGAUCUUUGUAGAUUAUCGUCGGAUAUUGACGGCGCUUCCUUUACUGGAACAACAUCGAGG
Molecule: messenger RNA, 6837 nt
Organism: Clunio marinus
Lineage: Eukaryota; Metazoa; Arthropoda; Insecta; Diptera; Chironomidae
Source: the annotation of a GenBank genome assembly